AGGCCACCCCGCGGCAGGGGCAGCGGCGGCGGCGUCUCCUGAGCCCGGGAUGGAAGCGACCUACGGCGGGGACGUGCUCCCUGGGCCCGCCGGGGGCGGCGGCGGCGGCAGCCUGGGGCCGGUGGACGUGCCCAGCGCUCGAUUAACGAUAUAUAUCGUGUUACUAUGCAUCACUAAAUUUUUGAAGGCUGUGGGACUUUUUGAAUCAUAUGAUCUCCUAAAAGCAGUUCACAUUGUUCAGUUUAUUUUUAUAUUAAAACUUGGGACUGCAUUUUUUAUGGUUUUGUUUCAAAAGCCGUUUUCUGGAAAAAGUAUUACCAAACGCCAGUGGAUCAAAAUAUUUAAACAUGCAGUUGCUGGGUGUAUCAUUUCUCUCCUGUGGUUUUUUGGCCUUACCCUUUGUGGACCAUUAAGGACUUUGCUGCUUUUUGAACACAGUGAUAUUGUUGUCAUCUCACUACUUAGUGUUUUGUUCACUAGUUCUGGAGGAGGACCAGCAAAGACAAGAGGGGCUGCUUUUUUCAUUAUUGCUGUGAUUUGCCUGUUGCUUUUUGACAAUGAUGACCUCAUGGCAAAGAUGGCUGAACACCCUGAAGGACAUCAUGAUAGUGCUCUUACUCACAUGCUUUACACAGCCAUAGCCUUCUUAGGUGUGGCAGAUCACAAGGGUGGAGUGUUGCUGCUAGUACUGGCUUUGUGUUGUAAAGUUGGUUUUCAUACAGCUUCCAGAAAGCUCUCUAUAGAUAUUGGUGGAAUCAAACGUCUUCAGGCUUUAUCUCAUCUUGUGUCUGUGCUUCUCUUAUGCCCAUGGGUCAUUGUUCUUUCUGUAACAACUGAGAGUAAAGUCGAAUCUUGGUUUUCUCUCAUUAUGCCUUUCACAACGGUUAUCUUUUUUGUCAUGAUCCUGGAUUUCUAUGUCGAUUCCAUUUGUUCAAUCAAACUGGAUGUUUCCAAAUGUGCCCGCUAUGGAUCCUUUCCCAUUUUUAUUAGUGCUCUCCUUUUUGGAAAUUUUUGGACACAUCCAAUAACAGAUCAGCUGCGGGCCAUGAACAGAGCCACACACCAGGAGAGCACAGAACACGUUGUGUCUGGAGGAGUGGUCGUGAGUGCAGUUUUCUUCAUUUUGGCUGCCAACAUCUUAUCUUCUCCCUCUAAGAGAGGACAGAAAGGUACCCUCAUUGGAUAUUCUCCUGAAGGAACGCCUCUCUAUAACUUCAUGGGUGAUGCUUUUCAGCAUAGCUCCCAGUCCAUCCCUAGAUUUAUUAAGGAAUCACUUAAGCAGAUUCUUGAAGAGAAUGACUCGAGGCAGAUCUUUUACUUCUUGUGCUUGAAUCUGCUUUUUACCUUUGUGGAAUUAUUCUAUGGUGUGCUGACCAACAGCCUGGGUCUGAUCUCAGAUGGAUUUCACAUGCUCUUUGACUGCUCAGCUUUAGUCAUGGGGCUCUUUGCAGCCCUCAUGAGUAGAUGGAAAGCAACACGAAUUUUCUCCUAUGGGUAUGGAAGAAUAGAAAUUCUCUCUGGAUUUAUUAAUGGACUUUUUCUGGUAGUAAUAGCUUUCUUUGUGUUUAUGGAAUCAGUGACUAGAUUAAUUGAUCCUCCAGAAUUAGACACACAUAUGUUAACACCAGUAUCCGUUGGAGGCCUGAUAGUCAACCUUAUUGGUAUCUGUGCCUUUAGCCACGCCCAUACCCAUUCCCAUGCCCAUGGAGCUUCUCACGGAAGUUGUCACUCAUCUGAUCACAGCCACUCACACCAUAUGCAUGGACACAGUGAUCAUGGACACGGUCACAGCCAUGGAAUUGGUGGUGGAGGCAUGAAUGCCAACAUGAGAGGUGUAUUUCUACAUGUUUUGGCAGAUACACUUGGUAGUGUUGGUGUCAUUGUAUCCACAAUUCUUAUAGAACAGUUUGGAUGGUUUAUUGCUGAUCCCCUCUGUUCGCUUUUUAUUGCUAUAUUAAUAUUACUCAGUGUUAUUCCACUGAUUAAAGAUGCCUGUCAAAUUCUGCUUCUGAGACUGCCAUCAGAAUGUGAAAAAGAACUCCAUACUGCUUUAGAAAAGAUACAGAAAAUUGAAGGAUUGAUAUCUUACCGAGACCCUCAUUUUUGGCGUCAUUCUGCCAGUAUUGUGGCAGGAACAAUUCAUAUACAAGUAACAUCUGAAGUGUUGGAGCAAAGAAUAGUACAGCAGGUUACAGGAAUACUGAAAGAUGCUGGAGUAAACAACUUAACAAUUCAAGUGGAAAAAGAGGCAUACUUCCAACAUAUGUCUGGCCUGAGUACUGGAUUUCAUGACAUUUUGGCUAUGACAAAACAAAUGGAAUCUAUGAAAUACUACAAAGAUGGUACUUACAUAAUGUGAUUAACUCAGGAACUCACACUGAAGUAUGAGCAAUGAAGAUUAAAUGACUCAGUAUUUAUAAUAUUGUUGCCAGAAGGAAGAAAAUUGCAUAUAAUUGUACAGAAACAUUUUUCUACAUUUGGAGAAAAGAGCUCCCUAUGAUUAGAUCAAGGAAUAUUCUUCAUGGAAAUGUAAAGCUUUCAUUGUACAAGUAAAAUAAUUAUUUGAAUUAUGUGUCUAACAGGAAUCUUAAAAGUUUGAGUGAAUAUAAACAUUGCAUAGCUUCUACCAUGAACAUGAAAUGAUGGAGUUUAUUGAAGACCAAAAUUACUUAAAUGUUUGCUUUCUGUCAGAGACUGCUCCAUUGUAAAUAAUGUAUUUACAUGUUUAUUACAAUGCCCAGAUGAAAAAUUUUUAGUCAAUUUUUGCAUAGUCCUAGGGUAAAUAGGAAUAAAAUUCUAUAUUUAUGAAUUUUCUGUAUAUAAAACUGGUUUCUAAUUAUAACAUCCAUUAAAUAAAAUCUGUAUUGCCACUUUAAAUGUAAACUAAAUUAUUGCAGAGAAACUUCAGUCACUGAUGUGAGAGGAGCAGUGAAAACAAGGAAGUUUAACAUUGUAGUUUCUGAUGUAUUAAAAAAUCAACCACUCUGUAAAAUAAAUUUUUUUUACUUUGGGUAA
Molecule: messenger RNA, 3015 nt
Organism: Suncus etruscus (white-toothed pygmy shrew)
Lineage: Eukaryota; Metazoa; Chordata; Mammalia; Eulipotyphla; Soricidae
Gene: SLC30A5
Product: solute carrier family 30 member 5
Exons: 16
Coding region: 50-2359 (769 amino acids)
Biological process (GO): zinc ion transport; transmembrane transport; intracellular zinc ion homeostasis
Cellular component (GO): Golgi apparatus; membrane
Molecular function (GO): zinc ion transmembrane transporter activity
Source: RefSeq, a predicted model, not a curated record